Pararge aegeria (speckled wood butterfly) is the source of this 1027-nucleotide messenger RNA. RefSeq names its product homeotic protein ocelliless-like. Gene Ontology annotation, biological process: regulation of transcription by RNA polymerase II. Gene Ontology annotation, molecular function: DNA-binding transcription factor activity, RNA polymerase II-specific; RNA polymerase II transcription regulatory region sequence-specific DNA binding. The record is from RefSeq and is a predicted model, not a curated record. NCBI's taxonomy places the organism in Eukaryota, Metazoa, Arthropoda, Insecta, Lepidoptera, Nymphalidae. The transcript has 3 exons. The coding region runs from base 17 to 1027 and encodes 336 amino acids.
UAGUUUCCAAUAUGAAAUGGAUCAAAGAAAAGAAGGAAUAAACACAAACGAUUUGAUAACAAAAAACUACGAAGCAAAGUGUCAACCUCAAGGGAAUUAUAACUUGAACGCUCAAAAUUAUCCAGAAAACAACCACAAUUUAUACCAAAUGAUUAAGUGCCACGAAGACAGCUUGUUAAGACUCCACCACUUAUCUGCAGGACGACAAAUAAGUUCUAACUACGAGACAAGUUAUCAGAAUGACCUCGCAUGGUAUCCCAAAGAUUUCCAAAGACAAUACAUUAAGCCUGUUGAUUAUUUAGCUUAUCAGGAUAUGAGACGAAAAUUUGAUGAGGCCAAGGGUGUGAAAGAGAGGGAAGUGCGAAAAGAAUCAGAGGAAGACAAGGAUGGGAAAACGGACGAAAGAAAGAAGCCUAGAAGAAAUAGAACAACGUUCACGAGUCAGCAGCUGGCUGCGUUGGAAAAAGUGUUUGAAAAGACACACUAUCCUGAUGCUUUUGUGAGAGAAGAUCUGGCGUCGAGGGUCAACUUAACUGAAGCCAGAGUACAGGUAUGGUUUCAAAACAGGCGCGCCAAAUUCCGAAGAAACGAAAGAUCAGCACUAUCCUCAAAUAGAACGUCCACUAGUCAAAGUUCACCAGAACCAGUGCCAGUGCCCAUUGGCAUCACUCAAUCUUCAGACCCUCGGCAAGAGUUCAACCGUAAUGCAAAGGAACCUUGGUUACAUCACUUCCAAACAAACAACUUAAAUUUCAACCUCGGGUUACCGAUUGGCAAUUCAGGGCUAUAUCAAAAUGAUUAUACACUAAUGAUGCAAAAUGUGGGUAAUAGGCAAUACGUGCCAAACUCAAACGCGCUGAUGGGACAAAAUGUAUCGAAUUAUGGAACUUCAGCAGACAACGGUUACGGCUCCUGUGCAUUAUUGGGAGGUUACAGUGGAUCUUUGCAACCGGCACAUCACAGUUCCUAUAAUUUAAAUUUGAGACUUAGGCCACACGAGUUCAGUAUAAAUAAUAUAACACUAUAA